Messenger RNA from Ostertagia ostertagi, 2145 nucleotides. The record is from the annotation of a GenBank genome assembly. Lineage: Eukaryota; Metazoa; Nematoda; Chromadorea; Rhabditida; Trichostrongylidae.
AUGUCAAGUUCUCUAUGGACAUGUCAGCUGUGCAAUAAAGUUAUGUUACGGAAGAGUCUCUACUCCCAUCUCCGAGUGGUGCACCUCUUGACCAACGAGCAAGUAGAGGUAGUGAAGGCUGAUGUGAGGCGCCAAGCAGCACAAUUGAGUGAAACUGAGAGAAGAGAUGUUGUCUGCCCGUUAUGUGAGGAGUGUUUUGUGGACCAAGAACUACUUGCCAAUCAUUGUAAAGAAGAGCACGAAGAAGACGGAGCAGAGGGAGAGGCACAAGAUUACACAGUUUUCACUCUCAACUUCCGCAGCAAGCAAGAGUUUGACGUAAGCUCUUCAAACGUGUUUGGUAAUUGUACUUUAACGAAAUUACCAUGCAACAGGGCAGGAAGAUACAUUAGAAAGACGGAGACUCAGGCUACACACACUAAGAAAGAUGUGUCGCACUGUUCCUGUUUUCUUAACGUGAAAAUAGAGGAUGACGGAACUGUGAGUGUGAAAGGAUGCCUGGGACACGUUGGCCACAAAGUUGAUCCUGCCCUUUUACGUCUCACGCAAGAACAGCAAGUUUUCCUGAAAGGGAUGUUAGAAGAAUUUUCGCAUGACUACAUCAUUAAACGCCUCAGAAAGGACUUCUCAGCCACUACAUCAAGACUAUACUACGUGACCAAAAAAGAUCUUUGGAGUCUUGUGGAGCGAUUUGGAUUGAGACCUGGACACCGUCAUAAAGAUGACAUGCAGUCUUUGAAGGCAAGACAAGAAGAGGGAAAUCCAGACGACGGAAUCAGACUCCUAGAGCUAGCUGAGGACCCUUCGGGAAGGGGAUUUCGCAUGAUCAUCAUCAUCACCUCUAAGCAAGUAGAAUGGUUGAAGAAGUUUUCACAUCGCGGUAUCUCCGUUGAUGAUACGCAUAAUGCCACCCGAUAUAAUCUCAAGCUUGCGACGGUGACAGUGUUGAACGAGAGGGACACGGGCGUUCCAGCAGCCUUCCUACUCAGUGGGACCAUGACUUCUGCUGAUGUAGAGAAACUCUUUCUCGCGAUCCAAAGCGUGAUGCCCGAAUUCAACCCUAAGCAAAUAGUCACCGACGAAGCGCCAUGCUUUUACAAUGGUUUUCGUUCGGGUGCCAAACUGCACUACUGCAGAUGGCACAUUGAGAAGACGUGGCAGAGAAACGCUAAUAAAUUAAUCAAAGAACCUCAAAUCCGUAAUAGACUGAAGAUGAAGCUGAGAGAUCUUCUCAAGAUAGAAGACUUGCCCACGUUCCAACAAAAGUUUGAUAGAACGCCGACGUGGGCAUCAUUCUCGAAUCAGGGUGCCAUAAUGGACACCACCAUGAUUAGUGAGAGGUGGCACUUGCGUUUGAAAACGGAGUUUCUUCACAGAAACGCUAACGCGAGAGCAGACUGUUUGGUGGACCUUCUUAUUAAGGCCGUGGAAGAGAUGUCGAAGUCUGAUGAAAUCAAGGCUCGUCGUCGGCUGGCUGAGUCCUCCUACCGCGUCCAACAGACCACCAUAUGCCACCGCCAGGCCAUGAAACUUUUUCUUCCAUUUCCUGAUAGAAUCUGCCUACUGAGCACAGACAAAUGGCAAGUACUUACAAGGCAACCUGAGGGACCCUACAUGUACAUUACCCAUGUACAGCGGCGUGGCGACUGCGAAUGCAGUGACGUUGCAGAGGGGAACGUCCACUGCCCCCUCUGCGAUGUCUGCCCGUAUGCAUGGUCCUGCUCCUGCACGGACAAUCGUGCAGGAAUUAGUUGUAUGCAUCGCCACGCCGUGAUGCUUCACUGUCAGCCUCCCAAUAGGGCGGCAUUUAGAAUCACUGCGGAAGCAGCAACUGAGGAAGGUGUACCUGAGGAUACCCCGGACCAAAAAGUAUCUGUGCUUCAAACUAAUGUGAAUGCAUUAGUCAACACAGAUACCGAGGAGGCAAAAGAAAUGCUUUUGGCGAUCGAGGACUUGGUAGAUGAAGCCUCGAAAAUUUAUCUGACACCUUUGACAGGGAUAGCCGUGCGACCAGAGCAAGCGAAACAUGGAGGGAAACCGAAGCAGUCAAAAGUACAGCUCUACACACGUAAGCAAAGCCGUGUUGCGAAAAGCGGUCCAUCACAUGACGGUUCUGGCAAUGAUGGCGAAGAGUCUCGAGAAUAA